CUUGAUUAUACCAGCACAACAGUUGGUUUCCGACCAAACUAGGUCGACAUUUUAUACACGUCUUUCAGCAAGGGGAUGAAUUAUUACAUUUAUUUUAUAGGCCUAUAUUAAUACAAAUAAUAAGAUCGUAGUUAUCAAAUACAAAUCCAAGAAGAGUGUAGACCUAUAUCAGUAAUCGAAAGAAAACAAUGGCUGCUAAAGUGAUCAGUGACAUCAACGAAAAGGUUCUUCUGUGUUCCAUAUGUCACGAGAGGUUCCAGACUCCCAAGACACUCGGCUGCCAGCACUCGUUUUGCUUGAAGUGCAUUAAAGGCUGGAUGAAGACCAACAAAGGUAUAUUAUCAUGCCCAAUGUGCCGCCGAGAAUGUAAGAUACCAGAUAAAGGACUCGAUGCGUUGCCGUCAAGUUACUUUAUAAAUCAGCUACUUGAAUAUACCGCGAAUGCACGUAGCUGUUCACAGGAGGUUAACUAUUGUGCUAUGUGUAACAAAAAUUCCACUGACCACUGCAUGGAGUGCUCAACUUUCCUCUGUAAACAGUGUGCAAAAAACCAUUUCAAAUUACCAUCUUGCCGAAGGCAUACCGUCAUGCCUCUGGAGCAGUAUCAAUCCAUGGGUGCACAGGAACGCGCUGCAGCUAAACCAGUUAUGUGCCCAAAACAUGCCGACGUUGCUGUUAGAUUCUAUUGUGGUACCUGUUCAUUACCUGUUUGUAUAGAGUGCACCGUUGUCAGUCAUAAAGGGCACAAUUUGCAGGAGCUGGAUACAGCACUUGAACAGUUCAGAAAAGAUGCCGACAAAAUACUUACUCAGUGUUCAACUAAGGAAUCAGAAUUGAAAGGCAUAUUAGUGCGGCAUGUUCAAAACACAGAAGCAAAGAAACAGUCCAUAACCAAAUGUACACAGGAUGUGCGCCUCCACGCUGAGAGGCUUCAUAAGAUGGUUGAUGAUGCUAAAGAGAAGUUACUGACUGAUUUGACCAAACGUUCUACGGUUGAUUUGCAAAAUAUGGAGGAGGAGAAAAAAGCAAAAGAGGAGAAAAUCGUUCAACUACAGAAUGUAAUGAUGUUCAUUAACAGCCUAAAAAGUGCACCUCAACCAACUGCAGCUUUGUUUGAUGCAAAUGGAAUUAUAAAGGAAGCUAACAAAAUGAUUGGCCAUCCAACAGGAAGAGGUUUUAAGCAUGUUGAUGAUAGCAAAUCGAGUCCGUUCCUAUAUUCUUUUUCAGGGAAUAAACAGCUUACUUCUAUGAUUUCCCAAUCGAUAGGAGGCGUUACAUGUCAGUCUACCAACAACCAGGCACGUGUGCGACGAGGAUAUAGCGAUUAUUAUGAGGAAAGGUUUUAUAAUGAUUAUAAUUAGGAUGAUGGUGACUUAAAAUGUUCUUUCAUGAAAAGAUAUUAGGAGAACUUUAUUUUACAGUUACUACCAGACCAGAGUAAAUAAAUUAUUUAAAAUGCCUAUUCCAGAAAGCCUAUUCAAAAAAAAAAAUAAAUAAAAUAAAUAAAUUCAGGCGUAAUGAACGGUAACCUAAUAACCAACGUACAGAGGGCGCCACCCGGUGUUGUGACGACACGACUGUGGUAAUAGAGUACUACAGUCAUGUCGUGACUAUUAUUAUAUGCCUUUUUGUUUUAAUAUACUUUAAUGUUGCUUUGUCUACAAUACCUUAAGAAAGCUUCGUACACAUACUUAGUAGAAUAUCUAGAUGGUCUGGAGAUGAUAGUGGUUUAUUUGCUUUUUGCAACACAUUACAUCAAGAAGAAAAUAUAUGA
Messenger RNA from Anneissia japonica, 1774 nucleotides. Its product is annotated as E3 ubiquitin-protein ligase TRIM33-like. Gene Ontology annotation, biological process: positive regulation of DNA-templated transcription. Bases 189 to 1361 code for a protein of 390 amino acids. Gene Ontology annotation, molecular function: zinc ion binding; ubiquitin-protein transferase activity. Lineage: Eukaryota; Metazoa; Echinodermata; Crinoidea; Comatulida; Comatulidae. Gene Ontology annotation, cellular component: chromatin; nucleoplasm. The transcript is spliced from 2 exons. The record is from RefSeq and is a predicted model, not a curated record.